Messenger RNA from Cariama cristata (Red-legged seriema), 963 nucleotides. RefSeq names its product alpha-1,6-mannosylglycoprotein 6-beta-N-acetylglucosaminyltransferase B-like. The annotation marks the transcript as partial. Gene Ontology annotation, cellular component: Golgi apparatus. Gene Ontology annotation, biological process: protein N-linked glycosylation. Gene Ontology annotation, molecular function: alpha-1,6-mannosylglycoprotein 6-beta-N-acetylglucosaminyltransferase activity. The transcript has 7 exons. NCBI's taxonomy places the organism in Eukaryota, Metazoa, Chordata, Aves, Cariamiformes, Cariamidae. The record is from RefSeq and is a predicted model, not a curated record.
CUCUUCAUCGGCUUUGGAUUCCCCUACGAGGGUCCUGCCCCGCUGGAGGCCAUCGCCAACGGCUGCGAGGGACACUGGGGCCUCUGUGGUGUUUCAGGGGUCUCCUCCCAACACCCGUAUGCCGAAGACUUCAUCGGGAAGCCGCACGUGUGGACUGUUGACUACAAUAACUCCGAAGAGUUUGAAGCUGCUAUCAAAACCAUCGUGAGGACCCAGGGCUCCCGGGAGCCCAUGGGCAGGCGGGAUUGUGCCCGGAGCAUCACCUCUGGAUACAAGUGCAGGUACACGAGCCAUGGGCUUCGGCAAGUGGGGAGAGCCGUUGCCCAAGGCACUGCUGUCCUGGGCCACCGGGCUCAGGGGGAGGACAAGGCUGUCCCCGCUUGCUGCCUGCGCUCUGCUUUUCCCCCUUCACAGGUGGACCCUUACCUGCCUUACGAGUACACCUGCGAGGGGAUGCUGGAGCGGAUCCAUGCCUACAUCCAGCACCAGGAUUUCUGCACCACGUCAUCUCCUCCUCUGCCUCCCAAGGCCAAGAGUCCUGCUAUGCAAAGCCCUCCGAGCCUGCUGGCCCUGUCCCCCAACGCCACUCACCUGGUGUGGUCCCCCAGUGCCAGCCGAGACCCCCACACCUGGCCACCGGUGGACUCACUGCAGGUGUGGGUGUCGGAGACCCGGCACACGUGCACCGAGACGUGCCGGCGGCACGGGCUGGUCUGUGAGCCCACCUUCUUCAGGUUCCUCAACAAGAAGGAAGUGUUUCACCAGCUCAGCAUCACCUGCGACAGCACCGAGUACGAGAUGAACCAUCUUUACCCAGCAGUGGCCGAGAACGUCCACGAGAGCUACCUCCAGAAGGAGCCACUGCUCUUCAGCUGCGCGGGCUACAACACCACGUACCGGCGCCUCUGCCCCUGCCGCGACUACCGCAAAGGACAAGUGGCUUUGUGCAGGGACUGCUUGUGA